Messenger RNA from Anopheles aquasalis, 2325 nucleotides. It is a transcript of the gene mats, whose product is annotated as MOB kinase activator-like 1. NCBI's taxonomy places the organism in Eukaryota, Metazoa, Arthropoda, Insecta, Diptera, Culicidae. The record is from RefSeq and is a predicted model, not a curated record.
CUGUUUCUAGCCGAGAAAAUUGCUGCGAAAAUUAGUGUGCAGUGAUAAAUAAAGUGGUCGCUGUGUGUUACUAAGUUUUUGUGCAAAAUAGGGCUGUUCAAACCAAAAACCGUGCGCGCAAGUGCCGCAUGACGCACGCAUCCGCAUCCAGUCUGCCGGAGCUCCUUUACUCCGAACGGUGUGUCCCCGCGGAACAGUUUCGUUGCGUGUCUUCCUGAUUUUUCUUCUCCCGUUGUUUGGUUCCUGUUCGUCCCGUGUUGGUUCUAUUGCUCCGUCCGUUUUGCCUGCUUCAACCCCGCUAACGGUGUUCAGCUGUUCGUUCUUGAGUUCUUGAAAGCCGGGGGGUUCCAUUCGACCGAACCGAGUUCACCACCGUACGACUCACGGGCCCGGGGCUGGGAAAAGAUCCGUUUCUAUCCCAUCUCCCCGAUCUCCUCCUGGGUGAGAGAGAAAGAAGAGGGUGGCAGGCAGACCGCCCCGUCGCCGUCGUUUUUGUUGUGCAAGUUCUGGCUUCGAUCUCGGGUUUCUCCACCCAGCGCAAUGAGUUUUUUGUUCCGUUCGAGCAAAACGUUCAAACCAAAGAAAAACAUCCCGGAGGGAACACAUCAGUAUGAUCUUAUGAAACAUGCGGCCGCCACGCUCGGUUCCGGUAACCUGCGCAAUGCGGUCCAGCUUCCCGAUGGGGAGGAUCUCAACGAGUGGGUGGCCGUUAACACGGUGGACUUCUUCAAUCAGAUCAACAUGCUGUACGGUACGAUCACCGAGUUCUGCACCGAGGACACGUGCGGGAUUAUGUCGGCGGGACCCAAGUACGAGUAUCACUGGGCGGACGGGCAGACGGUCAAGAAGCCGAUCAAGUGCAGCGCCCCGAAGUACAUCGACUACCUGAUGACGUGGGUACAGGAUCAGCUGGACGAUGAGACGCUCUUCCCAUCCAAGAUCGGCGUUCCGUUCCCGAAGAACUUCAUCAACAUCGCCAAAACGAUCCUGAAGCGAUUGUUUCGCGUGUACGCCCACAUCUACCACCAGCACUUCUCCGAGGUGGUCCGGUUGAGCGAGGAAGCCCACCUCAACACGUCCUUCAAGCACUUCAUCUACUUCGUGCAGGAAUUCAGUUUGAUCGAUCGUCGCGAGCUCGCACCGCUGCAGGAUCUAAUCGAAAAGCUCAUCACGAAGGACGGACGAUAAGCUGGCGAAAUGGGGCGACGGUUCGACGAUAUAGCAGCCACCGAUGUCGCUUUGUGUCCCCUUUUUAACUGCCAAGACGAGGCCAAAACCAGCAACGGCUCUCCUUUCUUCCAAUCUCCUUUCCUUUGAGCAACUUCUUCACUGGAGCAUCUCCUCACCACACCCCUCUCAUCACCACGCACCCCCUGUCCCUCCUCGGUCGGUCGAUGGACCCCCCGGGGGGUGGGGUCUAAUUUAUUUUUCUUUUAGCCCAUUUCCAACAAAAGCGCUCGAAUUUUUACGAUUAAUUGUACGAAACCUAGUGGUUAAGCUUCUCUGUGUUAAGGUUUGCGGGCACGUUUGAGGCGUUUUAUGAAAACGUGAAGCGUACGUUCGUCCUGUAGCUACUCCGCCCUGCCCUGGCCAGCCUAUGACCUCAUCUCACGGGCGGCUUCUCUCGUAAUGUACAUACCACUUAUCUCUGUAUACCGUUGAGGGAGCAAAACACUGUUUGUGGCGUGCGGUGCAGCGCUGUCCCACGUGAAGGACAUUGCUUUUGGUUUCGUUUGUGUGUUUUGUUCGGCAGCCUCCCUUUCUCGCAGUGUUGCGCUUCGUUCGCUGUGGAGGCGAAAUGUGCAAUGGGCGCUAUCACAUGCUGCUGCUUUCCGUUGCAUGAAGCUCCCAGAUACGAUGCACCGGAGACCGGGAGACACUUUGUUUUUUAUAACGACGCGAGUCCGCAACGUUGCCCGCAACGAGCCGCGUAUGAGAUGUAGGGAUCAAAACUAUGCUACAAGCAGAGCGCCAAAAACGACUGAUAAAAAACCAGGGAAAAAGAGAACGAUAAAGCGGUACAGCAGCGACUGGCCACGACACGCUAUAUAGUAGUAGAACGAUUGUUCUUUUUUAUAUGAUAAUAAUGCAGCAACUAGAAGACUCAGCAAACAGCAGCAGGGAGUAGAGCGAACGAACAAAACAAAGGUGAAUGACGAAUGGGCCCCGCAUGUACGGUUGCCGUGUGUAAAGAAGUAGCAUAUAAGAGAGAAAGAGGCACUUUUAGAUUUCAGAAUGGUAACGGAAAACGGAACAGACCGGUGUGGCAGUGGCGCGGCGUGGCGUGACGCGGCCAAGUGCACGCAUUAAAAGUACGAUAACGCU